Ostertagia ostertagi is the source of this 640-nucleotide messenger RNA. NCBI's taxonomy places the organism in Eukaryota, Metazoa, Nematoda, Chromadorea, Rhabditida, Trichostrongylidae. The record is from the annotation of a GenBank genome assembly.
AUGGUGGACAAGCUCAUCGCAGCAGGCUACGAUGUCAACAAACGUGAUUACGGCGGCUGGACCCCGAUUAGUGAAGCGGUUUCUGCCGGAAUGCGUGACAACGUUAGAGCGCUGCUGAAAGCUGGUGCUAAGGUUGACCCCGUCAGCACAGAAGUGCUCAACGAUGAUGAGAACUCGACUGGCGGCGGAAUUACUCCUUUGAUGGAGGCCUGCGACAAAGGUUUCACUGAAAUUAUCAAAGAUUUACUGAGAUGUGGAGCUUCCGUUGUGAAAAAGAAUGCCGAUGGUUGGACAGCUGUUGAUUUUCUGAGAAAUUUCAUUGUAAACUGUGACAGUGAAGACGAAAGUUAUGUGAAGGAGCUCACAUCACUCGCUGUGUCUAUGGAAGAGCAGCAGAGAAAGCAGUCUUUCCCUGUUCGUGGAUGUGCUCCGUUGCGACAGACGCAGAGGCAAACGAGAACAAGACCGGUGACGAAGUCUUCUCAGCCAAAAUUGCGUGGUGCAGAUGAAACAAUUGAUUUGACAAGUUACAAGCGCGUAAUGGGUGGACUUGGAGCUCAGUCAAAGAAGAAUGCGAGAGUAUCUCGAUCGCACAACGAAACAGCCUUGUUCUAUGAAGAUGAUGAGCUUGCGUUCAACU